Molecule: messenger RNA, 558 nt
Organism: Spirodela intermedia
Lineage: Eukaryota; Viridiplantae; Streptophyta; Magnoliopsida; Alismatales; Araceae
Source: the annotation of a GenBank genome assembly
AUGAUCAAAGCGAAGGUGAGCAUCUUCUUCCACUGUAAUAAAAUCCUCAUAUGUGGGGACAAUAAAUCUUAUUUUGUGUAGGGAUCUACAUAAGAGACAACGAAGUCUCAAUUCAUCUUUACAAUCCAACUAAAGUCAAACUUGCAGAAGGAUGCAAACAUCUACCUCAUCACAUUACGGGAGGUGAAAAGAGAAAGAAACCUAGUGGGUCACCCGCAUGCAUUAUCUUUAUUCAAAGAGUCGCAUACCAUCAUGCCUCCCUUCUUGUUAAUUUACGUCGAUGCGAGACAAAUAAUUGAGUUGUUAUCAAGGGAGUGACCAUUAGUUAGGGCCGCAUACAAGAUGCCCCCAUCACACCUAGAAGAGUUAAGAAAACAGUUGAAAGAGUUGUUGUUAACAUAAUAUAUUCAUCCUUCUCAUGCCCCAUUUGACACUCUAAUUCUUUUUCAACAGAAGAAAGAUGGUACACUAAGAUUUUAUGUAGAUUAUAGGGCCUUGAACAAAAUCAUGGUGAGUAACAAGUAUUUAGUACCUAAUGUAGAAGAUUUGUUUGACUAG